CCAGAGGCGUUUAUUCUGCAGGGGCAGGACCACGUGUGGUUCUGGUCCAGAGUAAAAGAAGAGGAGAGAGACUCGCAGCGAGACGCUCCCAGAGCAACAGCAUGUCUCUGUACCGCAACUCCGCCUGGUUCCUGAAAGGACUGACCGAGUUCACCAAGAAUGGCUUCCUUUCGGCCUCCAAGCGCUUUGUGGAGAAGGACCUGGACGUGUCUGUGGCUGGACGCUCCUUCCUGAUCACAGGAGCCAACAGUGGCAUUGGGAAAGCCGCUGCAAUGGCCAUCGCCAAGAAAGGAGGAACGAUCCACAUGGUGUGCAGGAACAGGGACAAGGCUGAGGAGGCGAGGGCGGAUAUCGUCAAAGAGACGGGAAAUAAAGAGAUCUACGUCCACAUCCUGGAUUUAUCUGAGACUAAGAAGGUCUGGGAGUUUGCUGAGAACUUCAAGAAGAAGUUUAAGACCCUCAAUGUGCUGAUCAAUAAUGCAGGAGCCAUCAUGAGUCAGAGGGAUGUGAACGCUGAAGGACUGGAGAAGAGCUUUGCUGUCAAUGUGCUCGGAGUUUACAUUCUCACCAAGAGUCUAAUCCCCUUAUUAGAAAAGAGUCCAGAUCCCAGAGUGAUCUCGGUGUCAUCAGGGGGAAUGUUGGUGCAGAAGCUCAGGAUAGGAAAUCUGCAGUCUGAGAGAGGUCGCUAUGAUGGCACCAUGGUCUACGCCCAGCACAAAAGGCAGCAGGUGGUGAUGACGGAGCAGCUGGCAAAAACUCACACCAACAUCCACUUUUCUGUCAUGCACCCCGGCUGGGUGGACACUCCAGCGGUGGCCAACGCCAUGCCCGACUUCCAUCGCUCUAUGAAGGACAGCCUUCGGACACCCGAGCAGGGGGCUGACACCAUGGUGUGGCUUGCUGUCUCAGAGGCUGCAACCACAAACCCCAGUGGACGUUUCUAUCAGGACCGGAGGGCGGUGCCCACCCAUCUGCCGCUGGCCUGGACCCACAGCUCCCCUCUGGAGGAGCAGAAGUUGGUUUCACUGCUGGAUGACCUGGCCAAGACGUUUCAGCCCCACUGAGCCUGAGGCGCAGCGGAACGUGGACACUAACACCCACAGUUUGUAUUGACCGAGGCUGAGCUCUGACGUUUCACACAUCUGGCCCAGACCAAGAGCAGGGACCAGAUCACAUUAAUCUGAAGCACCCAGGGUGGUAACAUUAGGGCGUGGUCACUGUCUCAGAAAAGGAUAGCUAUAUAAAAAGUGUUUUUUGAAACCCCAGCCUUAUGAUAGACUAAAUGUGCAGUAUCUUCAUAACCACCUGUGAGUUUAACUAUUUAUGAACUAGAGCUUUCUUUGUGCGAGUGUUUGACAGCGGUGCUGCUGACAGAGAGCAUGCUGUGACUUUAAUAACUGCGUCACUCAGAUGGGAAUCUGAUGAGACUAAAGUCACAUUCCUGAAACGAACACACACCAGCCAUGGGUUCAGUGUCACUCUUUGUGUUCCUCAUGACUCACAACCGUUGCAGGUGAUGUGCCGUAUGUAACAUGUGUCUGUUUUGUCACGUAGCUUCUGUUCAGUGCAGGUUGAACCCAGACUGGAGGUUCUCUUUACCUGCUGUGUGUCUCAAAGAAAUUAAACAUCACUGGAUAUGUGCAACAAAUCUGCACAGCACCUUUAAAAAAAAUGACUUCCUGUAACUUCAGCUUGAAUUCAUCUUGUAAACGUGUGUGAAUAAACAGAAAAUGCUGAA
Molecule: messenger RNA, 1738 nt
Organism: Austrofundulus limnaeus
Lineage: Eukaryota; Metazoa; Chordata; Actinopteri; Cyprinodontiformes; Rivulidae
Gene: dhrs12la
Product: dehydrogenase/reductase 12-like a
Exons: 10
Coding region: 102-1064 (320 amino acids)
Source: RefSeq, a predicted model, not a curated record